Messenger RNA from Coregonus sp. 'balchen', 42942 nucleotides. NCBI's taxonomy places the organism in Eukaryota, Metazoa, Chordata, Actinopteri, Salmoniformes, Salmonidae. The record is from the annotation of a GenBank genome assembly.
AUGGCUGACAGUAUCCUGCUAAACCCGUUGUGGAAGAACUCAAAAAAACUUGCUUAUUACAACACUGCAAGACAUUCCAGGUAUGGGACACAGUUACUUUUUUUUUGUUUAAGCGGUGGAGAUAUCAUUUUAGAUAUUUUUGCAUUUCAGUAGUUUGGAGACGUUGAAAUAAUGGUGGUUUCGUGGCUCGAGGUAGUUACGCGAGCUAAACAAGCGUUUCCUACCUGGCGCUGCUCUCAACAAACGAAGCAGGGUUAUUUGGAAGCUGUAUGACAACUGUUCAUCUCUCUCGACAUGCGAAGCAGGCAACGACCUAUUACUAUUUUAGGAAUGACUAGGAUUCAGGAGCCCUUUAUUUGCCAAGCACGGCUAACGUUAGAUAACAGAAAAGCCGAGCGUCACAUUACGUGUUUCCACAACUCGCUCCUUCUUUGUCGUCUGGUUAUUUAGCUAGAUAGGUAGGCUAUUGGCAAACAGUGCUUAUAAUUCCACAUUUCCAAGUGAUAACUCAUGAUUUACUUAAGGAAACUAGGUAAUACAGUGUGUAGAUCCACUUAGGCAAAGCGUUUUUCGAAACCAUCUCGUGGUCCAGAUUGGGUGGGCGAGUCACAGUAGGAAGAGAAUUGGAGGCGGGGCGCGUGACUAGAUCACUGAUCAAUAACCUGCUGCUGAAGAGAUGUCCUUGCCGAUGGACCUCGAAUGUGGUCAUUAUAUAGACAAUUCGCUGCUGUGUCUGGGUCAGUGCAUAAAAAAAAGCACUGCCUGCAAACGUGCUUCCCUACUUCCAUACACCACCACAAAAUGUUGCUUGCACUGUUCCUCCAAGACCAACUAGGCAGAAAGGGGUUCCAGGGCCGAAUUUCCAAUGGCGCAUUGCGGGACGAAGUAAGAUUUCCUCCAGUUUAUUCAAUGCUUUCCUCGCAAAUCUUAUGAGAAGUUCCCAGACUUAGCAUCAUAAAUGCAUAAAUCAUUUCCAUUGUUUUCCAAGUAAGGAAAUCCUCAAAGACGCUGCCAUCAGUGCAGUUUCUUUCAGAAUGACUUCCAUAUAAGCCAUGAUACAAUCUAGGCCUACUAGGCAAACUCCCUCCACCACAGCCCCUCAAUGGUCAUGGUCAACAUCCUAUGUCUGACGGAAACUUGUACUUUUCUGAUAAGUAGGAACAUUAGUAGGGAAUCUCCCUGAUUUACUGGCUCAUAGAAGUGUCUGCCUUGGCCAAUUGAACUGCUCUGUAGAGCUAAUAUGCACCAAGUGCUACUAUAUUGGAUGGGUUGACCCUGAACUUGUACUAAUCCUCUGUACUAAAGCCCUCCAUCUGCGCUCACUGUUGAUAUCUUACAAUUACAACAACAGCAAAUUUUCAUUAUCAAUCGGUGCCUUUGUUAAUUUUUGUAUUUGUGGGUGUAAUUAAAAGAUUCAUCAACAAAUGCUUGGCUAGAUUAUUAUGCAAGCCCUGCCAUUUGUCUUGGGCUUGGCAUACCUCUGCACUCCUCCAUUCUGAUGUAGGGGAAGCAUCUUUUCAUUGAUUCGUUAUGUAGGCCUUGGCUAUGCAUUGGAAUUGAAACAGUGCAGGUAUCAUGUUUUGCAAGUUUCCAUAAUGAGACUAUGCAUUGUUGAAAAGAAAUGCUAGACAAUGUAGGCUGAACCAAAUUAGAUGGGUAUGUUGUGCUUGCUGACAACUUUGAAUUAUUUACCAAUUAUGCCUUUGAUAUUUUGAACAGGCCAAUUAUUGCUAGAGGAAAGUGGUUUGUAAAUCUUUUUAGAAAGGAUCUAAUUGCAGAAAUGGAAUAGCUUAUGCCUACCUGUAGAAUAACAUGAACACAGAAAGGAAAAUAGCCAGGGGUUUACACUAACCAGGGGAGAAGCUCUUCUAGCCUAGUGUUAGUGAACCUGAUACCCUCACAGGAUUAAACCAGUUGCAUUGUAACCCAUAUGUCACAAUUUGGCUGUUACAUUGGAGAGCUGACUGAGGCAAGAGGACCAGAAUGUGCAGAUUUCUCAAAUCUAUUUAGUUAUUUUUUAAUUUAAUUUGGUGUUUUUUUUUAAGCUGGUAGAUCUGCUUUAAUAUUGCAGAUUGUGGCUUCUAUCAAUGUAAUUGUCUGCAUCAUUUCCAAUCCCAUAUAUAUAUAUAUAUAUAUAUAUAUAUAUAUAUAUAUAUAUAUAUAUAUAUAUAUAUAUAUAUAUAUAUAUAUAUAUACACUACCGUUCAAAAGUUUGGGGUCACUUAGACAUUUCCUUGUUUUCGAAAGAAAAGCAAAUUUUUUAUCCAUUAAAAUAACAUAAAAUUGAUCAGAAAUACAGUGUAGACAUUGUUAAUGUUUUAAAUGGUUAUUGUAGCUGGAAACGGCAGAUUUUUAAUGGAAUAUCUACAUAGGUGUACAGAGGCCCAUUAUCAGCAACCAUCAGUCCUGUGUUCCAAUGGCACGUUGUGUUUGCUAAUCCUAGUUUAUCAUUUUAAAAGGCUAAUUGAUCAUUAGAAAACCCUUUUGCAAUUAUGUUAGCACAGCUGAAAACGGUUGUGCUGAUUAAAGAAGCAAUACAACUGGCCUUCUUGAGACUAGUUGAGUAUCUUGAGCAUCAGCAAUUGUGGGUUCAAUUACAGGCUCAAAAUGGCCAGAAACAAAGAGCUUUCUUCUGAAAUUCGUCAGUCUAUUCUUGUUCUGAGAAAUGAAGGCUAUUCCAUGCGAGAAAUUGCCAAGAAACUGAAGAUCUCGUACAAUGCUGUGUACUACUCCCUUCACAGAACAGCGCAAACUGGCUCUAGCCAGAAGAGGAGUGGGAGGUCCCGGUGCACAACUGAGCAAGAGGACAAAUACAUUAGUGUGUCUAGUUUGAGAAAUGGGCGCCUCACAGGUCCUCAACUGGCAGCUUCAUUAAAUAGUACCCGCAAAACACCAGUUUCAACGUCAACAGUGAAGAGGCGACUCCGGGAUGCUGACCUUCCAGGCAGAUUUACAAAGAAAAAGCCAUAUCUCAGACUGCCCAUCUUAAUGUUUUAUUUUUAUUGGCCAGUCUGAGAUAUGGCUUUUUCUUUGCAACUCUGCCUAGAAGGUCACCAUCCCGGAGUCGCCUCUUCACUGUUGAUGUUGAGACUGGUGUUUUGCAGGUACUAUUUAUAGAAGCUGCCAUUUGAGGACCUGUGAAGCGCCUGUUUCUCAAACUAGACACACUAAUGUAUUUCUCCACUCCUCUUUCUAUUCUGGUUAGAGCCAGUUUGCGCUGUUCUGUGAAGGGAGUAGUACACAUCAUUGUACGAGAUCUUCAGUUUCUUGGCAAUUUCUCGCAUGGAAUAGCCUUCAUUUCUCAGAACAAGAAUAGACUGACGAGUUUCAGAAGAAAGCUCUUUGUUUCUGGCCAUUUUGAGCCUGUAAUUGAACCCACAAUUGCUGAUGCUCAAGAUACUCAACUAGUCUCAAGAAGGCCAGUUGUAUUGCUUCUUUAAUCAGCACAACAGUUUUCAGCUGUGCUAACAUAAUUGCAAAAGGGUUUUCUAAUGAUCAAUUAGCCUUUUAAAAUGAUAAACUUGGAUUAGCAAACACAACGUGCCAUUGGAACACAGGACUGAUGGUUGCUGAUAAUGGGCCUCUGUACGCCUAUGUAGAUAUUCCAUAAAAAAUCAGCCGUUUCCAGCUACAAUAGCCAUUUACAACAUUAACAAUGUCUACACUGUAUUUCUGAUCAAUUUGAUGUUAUUUUAAUGGACAAAAAAUUUGCUUUUCUUUCAAAAACAAUGACCCCAAACUUUUGAACGGUAGUGUAUAUAUUAUUUUAAAUAUAUUUAUUUUGGAUAGUUAGUCCAGUAUCAUUGUGAGGCCCUCCUUUACCUGGUACUGUAGUAGUCCUACUCCAAAUUCCUUAGAAAGUCCUCAUGAAUAAGACAUUAUGUGUUUCCUGUGUGCUCUUAGUGAUAAUGUGAGUGGUGUACGCUACUCCAGGGCAUAGGAACCAAGCCAACCUUUCCUCUGGCUUAAUUCUAUUUGUCAGUAGUCUUUCAUUCCCACAUCAGAGGUAUUAAAGCUGUAAAAUGCAGUAGAGAAUAGUUUACAUGCAUCGAUACUGUAGGGUCCAUACAUGUCUGGAUCUGGAUGCUAGGAUCCUAUUUGUCAAGUGAAAAAUGUGGCCCAGUGGAAUCGAUGUAAUGCAAUAAAGCAGGCGGAACGUGUCAGGAAUUUUUUUUUAAGGAGUUGAACCUGUUGUUUAUCAGAGUGGUAGUGAAACUAACUGACAAAUGUUGAAGUUCCUCUGCUUUAAGGUUGCAAUCAAUACAGAUCCUCACUCUGAUAGGCCUUUGUUGUUGUCUGGGUAAACAACUGUCUAGAAUGUUCUGCCCUCUCUUUACUAUUGUUACUUCCCAAGUUCUCACUUUUACCAUGAAUUCCUUCCUGUUUUUGUAAAGAUUGUGGUGUAACAACAAGACCAGUUGUCAAAUGUCUGUAUUUUGUAAGCAUACAUGCAUUUGCUCUAAGGUCUCUUCUGUCAAUAUGUUCACUGCAGGUUUGUUAGGAUCUGUACCUGCUUGGUAUUAACUUGUACCUAGCUGUAUUAUUUAGAGUAUAGUCUAUUGUUCUUCCUUUCCAGGUGUUCUUUAGAAGAUGAACCCUCUAACUUGGACGAGAUGCCGCUGAUGAUGUCUGAGGACGUUUUUGAGAAUGAUAAGAGUGACUACCACACCCUUCCUCGGGCCAGGGUCAACCAGAGACCUAGAGGCCUGGGGUGGUUCCUCAUGGGGGGCUGGAAGAUCCUCUGUGGCAGGUAAGUGGAACCACUAACUUUUGGGCUGCAUCCCGAUUCUCCACCCCUUCUACUGAAGUGUGCACUUGCACACUCCCCGUCAAAGAUUUAACAAUGGUGGAAAAUUCGUCCAGCUAAUGCUUACACCAAUCCAAUGCUAUUAAAUCCAUGUCGAGAAUAGGCAAGUGUGCACUUUGGGAGGAGGGUGCCGAAUUUUGAUUUGAAGACUGAGGUCAAACAAUACGACGCAGCUUAUCCAGCUAAUGAUUCAUUUGACGGGUACUAUCCUCUACUGAAAUACCAUUUACAAUGUGUGAGAGUAAAACAUUUAUCAGCACUAACACCAAUAAAAUGUAAUACGGUUUGUAAACAAAUGGUAGAGGGAUAUUUUAAUGCUAAACAAAUAACUUUUAGCAAUGUUUAUCCAUGAAUUUGAUAGAAUUACAUUUUGGUUUGGUUAUCAGUGGUGCAUCUCCAGCUCAUGCUGCAUAUUGAUAUUUUCCCUAAUGAACAAAUCAGAUUUUUCACAGCUGACCAGUUUGAUGCUUUCCAGUAAUUUUAUGAAUGCUUAGCAGAGGAUUAUAAAACACAAAUAAUUCAUGCAGAAUAACCGUGCUUAUUCAAAUGUCCUAUUGUUUAAAUAGUAUUAAUUUGAGCAAAUAAUCUCUCUUGUGAAUCUGGAUGGUGGCGUGUAGAGAGGGUUUACAUAGAAGCCAACACAAACACAUAUUUUGUUAAGUUGAUUUAUGUUGCUUUGUGUUUUGCCAACGUGCUUAAAGACUGUAAAUGCCAAGGCAAUCAGCAUGACAGUGUACACCACCAUGACGCCAGACUUUCUCCUCUAGUGCCAGAGCUUAGGGCAUAGGCCUAGUCAGAUCAAACUGAAUAUAGGCCCAUAUGGGUUAGCUAUCCGUACCACUAGUUGGUUGAAUAAAGACAAGCAAUGCUAUUUUUAUCACACAAAGUACUGUACUGAGACUGGACUGAAACCGAUAUCGUCGCCUCUUCGCAACCUCUUGUAGACUCACAGAUGCAUGGGAAAUGGAUGAUCUCUGGAUGUUACCAGCGCCACUCAGCCACCCCUGGAAAAACUCACAAAGAAAUCUGUAGAGUUGACAAUCUCUGCAAUUAUUAGUAAAAAACAUUUAUUCCAUAUGUCUGUCUCUUGAGUGGGACUUGACACUGGUCUCUUCAGCAUGCAAUGAAGUCUGGCUGCCGUAGCAUUCAAUUCAUUCAGGAAUCCGCCCUGGAGUGCUCAUAACCUUUUCAGUUCAUUUAAUGAACAGUAUGAACAUUUGGGCUCCUGAGUGGCGCAGCGGUCUAAGGCACUGCAUCUCAGUGCUUGAGGUGUCAUGACAGACCCCCUGGUUCGAUUCCAGGCUGUAUCACAACCGGCCGUGAUUGGGAGUCCCAUAGGGCGGUUGUUGGCCCAGCGUCGUCCAGGUUUGGCCGGUGUAGGCCGUCAUUGUAAAUAAGAAUUUGUUUUUAACUGACUUGCCUAGUUAAAUAAAGGUUAAAUAAAAAGAGUGGGCUGGACCACCACAGUGUUUCUCGUCAACGAGCUAAGUGCUAUGAACGAGAAGAGGCCUAGCCUGCUCAUGCUCAUGUGUACUCAAAUCUGUACUAGUCUCUACCAUGCAGUAUCCAAGCUGAUCUCCAGUGAUACAGUAACAAUCCCAUGAUCAUUGUGUAAAGUAACCGCUCCAUAGCUAGAGGUAAAUGUUACGCAGCUUUCUUUGGUAGCUCACCAGACCUAUUUUAUUUCCAUAGCAGCGACACCACACUUCAGACCUUUACAAAGGCUAUCAUGAGGAAAGCAGUCCUAUUUAUUUAGGUAAUUCUGUUUGUUGAAGACAACCAUGAAAGCAAAAACCUUGUUUGGGGCGUAUGUACUCAUAAUUCCAAUUAUGUUUCUUAAGAUGUCAUUCUUUAUUUGUUUCUUCCAUUCUUGGACUACUACUCACUGGAAUAAGGGAUUCUCGUGACAAUGUCACCUGUGGCUUGUUAUUCACAAUAAAGAAAGUUGUGAAGAUGACGUCUUUCAUUCUGUCCUUCAGCUGCUGUGACUGCUUGGCUCGUACGUGUCGGAGGAAGAAGGAGCUGAAAGCCCGAACAGUGUGGCUGGGCCACCCGGAGAAGUGUGAGGAGAAGUACCCCAAGAACGCCAUCAAAAACCAGAAGUACAACCUUUUCACCUUUGUACCUGGGGUGAGUUUACACACAGGGCUGUAUGUUAGCUUACCGAUCAGGGUGCUCUUUAGACAUACGCUAUAUAUGCCAAAGUAUGUGGACACUCCUUCAAAUUAGUGGAUUCGGCUAAACAGUGGUGAAAUAAAAUGCAUGUAUUGAACUUUGGUCCUUGAAAAGCAUCUACAAUAGAUGGCCAAAAGUAUGCGGACAACCCAUCUAAUGAGUGGAUUCGGCUAUUUCAGCCACAACCGUUGCGGACAGGUGUAUAAAAUCGAGCACACCGGCCGUACAAUUUCCAUAGACAAACAUUGGCAGUAGAAUGGCGUUACUGAAGAGCUCAGUGACUUUCAACGUGGCACCGUCAUAGGAUGCCACCUUUCCAACAUGUCAGUACCUCAAAUUUCUUCCCUGCUAGAGCUUCCCCGGUCAACUGUAAGUGCUGUUAUUGUGAAGUGGAAACGUCUAGGAGCAACAACGGCUCAGCCGCGAAGUGGUAGGUCACACAAGCUCACAGAACGCGUCCGCCGAGUGCUGAAGUGUUCCAAACUGCCUCUGGAAGCAACAUCAGCACAAUAACUGUUCGUCUGGAGAUUCAUGAAAUGGGUUUCUAUGGCCGAGCAGCCGCACACAAGCCUAAGAUCACCAUGCGCAAUGCCAAGCGUCAGCUGGAGUGGUGUAAAGCUCGCUGCCAUUGGACUCUGGAGCAGUGGAAACGCGUUCUCUGGAGUGAUGAAUCACGCUUUACCAUCUGGCAUUCCGACGGACGGAUCUGGGUUUGUUGGCUGCCAGGAGAACUCUACCUGCCCGAAUGCAUAGUGCCAACUGUAAAGUUUGGUGGAGGAGGAAUAAUGGUCUGGGGCUGUUUUUCAUGCUUUGGGCUAGGCCCCUUAGUUCCAGUGAAGGGAAAAAUGCUACAGCAGACAAUGAAAUUCUAGACGAUUCUUUGCUUCCAACUUUGUGGCAACAGUUUUUGGAAGGCCUGUUCCUGUUUCAGCAUGACAAUGCCUCCAUGCACAAAGCUAGGUCCAUACAAAAAGGGUUUGUCGUGAUCGGUGUGGAAGAACUUGACUGGCCUGCACAGAGCCCUGACCCCGACCCCAUCGAACACCUUUAGGGUGAAUUGGAACGCCGACUGCGAGCCAGGCCUAAUCGCACUACAUCUGUGCCCGACCUCACUAAUGCUCUUGUGGCUGAAUGAAAGCAAGUCCCCGCAGCAAUGUUCCAACAUCUAGUGGAAAGCCUUCCCAGAAGAGUGGAGGCUGUUAUAGUAGCAAAGGGGGGACCAACUCCAUAUUAAUGCCCAUGAUUUUGGAAUGAGAUAUUAGGUGAGCAGGUGUCCACAUACGUUUGGUCAUAUAUGAAAUGUGUCUUGCUAAUUGACAAAAUAAAUGUAUAUUAUACUGAACAAAAAUAUAAAUGCAACAUGCAACAAUUUCAAAGAUUUUACUGAGUUACAGUUCAUAUAAGGAAAUCAGUCAAUUGAAAUAAAUUCAUUAGGUCCUAAUCUAUGGAUUUCGCAUGACUGGGAAUACAGAUAUGCAUCUGUUGGUCACAGAUACCUUAAAAAAAGGUACGGCCGUGGAUCAGAAAACCAGUCAGUAUCUGGUGUGACCACCAUUUGCCUCAUGCAGCGUGACACAUUCCCUUUGCAUAGAGUUGAUCAAGCUGUUGAUUGGGGCCUGUGGAAUGUUGUGCCACUCCUCUUCAAUGACUGUGCAAAGUUGCUGGAUAUUAGCUGGAACUGGAACACGCUGUCGAUCCAGAGCAUCCCAAACAUGCUCAUUGGGUGACAUGUCUGGUGAGUAUGCAGGCCAUGGAAGAAAUGGGACACUUUCAGCUUUCAAGAAUUGUGUACAGCUCUUUGUGACAUGGGGCAGUGCAUUAUCAUGCUAAAACAUGAGGUGAUGACGGCGGAUGAAUGUCACGACAAUAGGCCUCAGGAUUUCUUCACGGUAUCUCUGUGCAUUCAAUUUGCCAUCGAUAAAAUGCAAUUUUGUUCACUGUCCGUAGCUUAUGCCUGCCCAUACCAUAACACCACAUCCACCAGGGGACACUCAAACCGCUCUCCCUGCCAAAUUCUCUAAAACGACGUUGGGACGGCUUAUGGUAGAGAAAUUAACAGUUAAAUCUCUGGCAACAGCUCUGGUGGACAUUCCUGCAGUCAGCAUGCCAAUUGUACGCUCCCUCAACUUGAGACAUCUGUGGCAUUGUGUUGUGUGACAAAACUGCACAUUUUACAGUGGCCUUUUAUUGUCCCCAGCACAAGGUGCACCUGUGUAAUGAUCAUGCUGUUUAAUCAGCUUCUUGAUAUGCCACACCUGUCAGGUGGAUGGAUUAUGUUGGCAAAGGAGAAAUGCUCGCUAACAGGGAUGUAAACAAAUGUGUGUACAAAGCUAGAGAGAAAUAUGCGUUUUCUGCAUAUGGAAAAGUUAUUGGAUCUUUUAUUUCAGCUCAAGGAACAUGGGGCCAACACUUUACAUGUUGCGUUUUAUAUUUUUGUUCAGUUUAGAUGUACCAAUGUAUAAUAGUUCAGGCUGUAUACAAUUCCAACAUAUUUUGAAAUAUUGAUAGAACAUGCGUUGAAGAAAUUGUGGUCACGAACUGAGAUGUUAGGUUUCCAACAUAUGUUUUACUCUGAAGGAAAAGCUUAAGAUCAAUCAAAGCUCUUUAUUAAAAAACAAAUGACUUCAUGAUGAAGAGACUGACCUUCUGUCAGAGUGAUAUACAAUGUAAGCUGUCUCUCAGACAUAAAUAUUCUCAUCCAUAUUGAGCCAAACCCUCUUUUUCUCCUCCACUUUGAAUUAUUAAAUACACAGUGAUUGAUUUAGCAGUGUGCUUCAUCCUAAAUGUCAAGGAGUUCAUUAACUAUAGAGCGUCAUUCAUUGAUCCUAUUGGCUAAUAAUCUAGGACUGUGAACCAGGCGCUCAUAAUUGUGAUCAUUACUCAAAAUCUGAAUUAUGCUAUCUGAACUAGUGAUGACGUUCUAGGCCGAUAUCCAUAUGGCAACCUAUUUGAAAGCAGAUAUUUCCUGCAACCCUAAUCUGUACUCACUCUGCUAAAGAAGUUCAAACUCCCCACAGAAGUACCACCCACAAGUUGAUAGUGUCUGUAAAAUGUGGUCAGUUCACCACACCUGGGACUCUUGUGUGACACUUGUCGUGUUGUGUGUUCCAUCUGAUACGUCUACUCUUGCAAUUUCCCCUUGAAAUAUCUUCCACUUGAAACAAAAGCUCAUCUAGACCAACACAAUACAGUACUAUCAAGACAAUGAGCACCUUACAUUGCAUAGCCCUACUUAUUUAACCUGUUGCUUUGCUUCGUAGUUUAUUCUGUCAGACUCAGGACGUGCCCAUCUCUGCCAUUGGGAACACUGUGACUUUGCAAAGUGAAAUCUGUACCUCAAUGUAAUUAAAUAGAGAACUUAAAAAUAUACUGUUUUCUUCCAUCCCUUAUCAGUCUAAUGUGUAACAAGUAAGAGGAGAGCUGUUGUGUCUUUUCCACUUCGAUGUGUAACCCAGCCGGUGUGGCUGUUGACUGCGUUCUGUCUUCUUCAGUGCAGAUCGUUUCACCUUGCUGGUAGUGUAUUGACUCACCAUGCUGAAUCACUAUCUCUUUUCUUAUUCUUCUCAGGUUCUCUACCAGCAGUUCAAGUUCUUCCUGAACCUGUACUUUCUAGUGGUGGCCUGCUCCCAGUUCGUGCCAGCCCUAAAAAUAGGCUACUUGUACACGUACUGGGCACCUCUGGUAAAUGUGUUUUUCACUUUUCAGGAUUAGUGUGAAUGCUUUAUAUAGGCUAAACUUAGUGUUUUUUAACACAAAAACAGACAUUGUCCCAGUCCUAAAAUAUGAACACUCUUGUAUUACUUGAAUUACAUCCUGACAGGACUUGUUAUGUGUGGUAAAUGUUAACUGCGUUUUUAUUUCUGCCACCCAGGGCUUUGUGAUGGCUGUUACAAUGGUACGUGAGGCGGUGGACGAGGUCCGACGGUACCAGAGGGACAAGGAGAUGAACUCCCAGCUCUACAGCAAGCUCACAAUGCGAGGUUCAUAACAAAACAUGUUUCCUCCUUCUCUGUAUGGAUAAAGAUACAACUGUAACUGUUAUGGAAAUGGCUACUCCUCUGCUCACAGUUGAUUGGUCACAUGAUGCUGAGAGAUAUUGUAGUUAAGCUUGCCCCAUUGAAGAAACGACACUCACAGGGAUCUGCACUGUAACAACAGUCAUUCUUCUUGCAGUAAUUGCAUGUAUUUAUUUUCCAAGACUGUAUUAUCUAAGAUCUCCCAGUUGUGUGUGAGGAAAAUCCCCUAAUGUGAUAUCCAUGACACUGGAAAGGGAUGUAAUUUUCACAUGGAGAAUGUGUGUGUGUGUGUGUGGGAGAGAGACGAAAUAGGGUAUUGAAUGGAUAUAAUUGAGUGACCUGGUGUGCCCAUGUUUUGGUCUAUGACUCAGACCAGCAGUAGCGGUGCGUGAGUAAAAUCACUGGGGAAGCCAAGCCAGGGAAAAAAGCCAUAUUACAACCUACGUGUUGUGAUAAUUGUGUUGUGUGCUCUGUGACCUGUUAGGCCUAUAUAUAUCACGGUGUCAAGGCAUAUGAACUAAUGCCGAGACAACAAGAAGACAGUGGCAGAAUAAAUUCAACCACACCUUUGUUUCAUCACAACACCGGAGAGCAACAUCUGUCCUGUGAAGUCCACAAAGCAUAUUGCAUGUAACGAACAGUUACAUGACCUACACCUUGGUCAAUCAAGUUAAUGUUUCCGACAUGUUCGGACUACUAAAUAACUAUUGAUUUAGAACCACGGAGAGUUACCGCAAGUCGCAAAGAAAACAGGCGCUUUCUUCACUAUUCCAGCACCAUUUCAACUUCAACAUCAUCUAAUUGCCUAAGCUGAGUCUAAUACAGUGACAACUAAAAGAUACCAAAAACGAUUUAGGCCAAUCAAAGUAAGCUAAAUCUGAAGUGGCUGUCCAUGGUACUUGUGUGUGUGUGUGUGUGCGGCAAGUAUUAAAAACAUGUUGACUCACCCUACUUGUAGAGAAACAGCAAUGCCAUCCUCCUCUUUCAUGUUGCCUGAACGGGCUAUGACUCUGUCAUACAGUACAUGCUUUUAGUUUUAGUUGUCCUAGGCAACAUGGUUAAAAGGCUUGCUCACUAGCCUAACUUCCUUUCAUGGGCAACGAUGCGCCAGGCCAGCUAGUUAACAUUAGUAUACUACAUCUAGCUACACGUUGAACUUCCACAAUGUAUGAAUUUAUGGUUGGAUCAGAAUCGCCGUUAUAAUCAUUUGCCAGUACAGAGAAUUAAGUAAAACCACAAGUCCAAAUCCCUAUCUCCAUCCAUGGCUAAUUUAGGAAAGGGACGAUUUUAGCUAGCCACCGGAGGACAACGUCACAACGAGAUGAUGCAACAAUUAAAUUUUUUUCUGUCAAUGACGUUUGGCUUGUGAUGUGAUUGGUGUGAAGCCAAAUCCAAACUGGCUUCCCUUGACACUUUUUUGUUGUUGCGCCAGGACCAUUCACAGCUGCGCUCACUCAGUUUAGCUCAAUGGCUAUUGUUUUAUAUAUUUUUUUUAUCAAGGUAGGCCAAAUGCUCGCUGGCUUCCCUUACACUCAAUGCUUCGGCCAGCAACAAUGUCAUACUCUCUUUAACCAGACAGCAUCAGAUGCACUACAUGGCCAAAACUCAUUCCAAAAUCAUGGGCAUUAAUAUUCAUCACUCCAGAGAAUGUGUUUCUACUGCUCCAGAGUCCAAUGGCGGUGAGCUUUACACCACUCCAGCUGAUGCUUGGCAUUGCCCAUGGUGAUCUUGGCUUGUGCGGCUGCUCGGCCAUGGAAACCCAUUUCAUGAAGCUCCCGACGAACAGUUAUUGUGCUGACGUUGCUUCCAGAGGCAGUUUGGAACUGUAGUGAGUGUUGCAACUGUGGACAGACAAUUUUUAGGUGCUACGCGCUUCAGCACACGGCGGCCCCGUUCUGUGAGUUGUGUUGCCUACCACUUUGCGGCUGAGCCGUUGUUGCUCCUAGACGUUUCCACUUCACAAUAACAGCACUUACAGUUGACCGGGGCAGCUCUAGCAGGGCGGAAGUUUGACUUGUUGGAAAGGUGGCAUCCUAUGACGGUGCCAUGUUGAAAGUCAUAGAGCUCUUCAGUACGGGCCAUUCUACUGCCAAUCUUUGUCUAUGGAGAUUGCAUGGCUGUAUGCACGAUUAUAUACACCUGUCAGCAAUGGGUGUGGCUGAAAUAGCCGAAUCCACUCAUUAGAUGGGUUGUCCGCAUACUUUUGGCCAUCUAUUGUAGAUGCUUUUCAAGGACCAAAGAGCAAUACAUGCAUUUUAUUUCACCACUGUUUUAAACAUUCAUAGUGUGUCUUAUGAUGUAGUCAAUCUUCAGUCAAUGUGUCUGUAAAGAAACCACUUUAGAGAUUCCUUUCUCUUUGUCUGUCUAUUUACAGACAUUUCUGACCUUGGUUCUGCUACUUUCCUCUCAGGUAAAGUUCAAGUGAAGAGUUCUGACAUACAAGUUGGUGACCUCAUCAUAGUUGAAAAGGUGAAUCAUUUGUUAAUGUGUGAGCAAUGUUGUAAUCCUGUAAAAUCACUUUGUAUUUGAGUAUCAUAUGGCCCUGAAUGAUUCAUAUGACUGGAUCACUGUAACUGCCUGCUCAAGGAAGUGACAUUGUUCAAUUAUUCAGGAAUAUCCCGGGACUAGUGUUACUGCUCUCGCUAACAUUUUGACACCGUUAAUACUCUUAGUUAGUGACAGUUUACUAUCUAAUUCUCACCUUUUUUUCUGUUUAGUUCAUUAUAAUGUUAUGUUUUGUUGCAGAACCAAAGGAUCCCUGCAGAUAUUGUAUUUCUAAGGACAUCAGAGAAGACUGGUGAGUUGUAGGAGCUCUAAGUGUCUGUAACAUAGACUAAGCACAUUACAUUCCCAAAGCACAACAAAUAUCAUCUGUGUAAUUAGACAACAAAGUUUGACAUUAACAGACCACUACAAAGUUACAUGGUCCAUAUCAAUCUUUAGGGGAAGGGAUUAUUCAGAUAGAGUAGUGUUAUUACAUUUUCCAGUCAGUAACUUUAUGCUUUCCCCUGUCAUGUUCAUCAUAGCUAAUAAACUCAGCAAAAAAAAGAAACGUCCUCUCACUGUCAACUGCGUUUAUUUUCAGCAAACUUAACAUGUGUAAAUAUUUGUAUGGACAUAACAAGAUUCAACAACUGAGACAUAAACUGAACAAGUUCCACAGACAUGUGACUAACAGAAAUGGAAUAAUGUGUCCCUGAUAAAAGGAGGGGUCAAAAUCAAAGUAACAGUCAGUAGCUGGUGUGGCCACCAGCUGCAUUAAGUACUGCAGUGCAUCUCCUCCUCAUGGACGGCACCAGAUUUGCCAGUUCUUGCUGUGAGUUGUUACCCUACCCUUCCACCGAGGCAACUGCAAGUUCCCGGACAUUUCUGGGGGGAAUGGCCCUAGCCCUCACCCUCCGAUUCAACAGGUCCCAGACAUGCUCAAUGGGAUUGAGAUCUGGGCUCUUCGCUAGCCAUGGCAGAACACUGACAUUCACGCACAGAACGAGCAGUAUGGCUGGUGACAUUGUCAUGCUGGAGGGUCAGGAUGAGCCUACAGGAAGGGUACCACAUUAUUGCCUUACCUCCAUAACUUGCUACAUUUGCACACACUGUUUCUAGAUCUUCUAUUGUGUUAUUGACUGUACGUUUUGUUUAUUCCAUAUGUAACUCUGUGUUGUUGUUUUUAUCACACUGCUUUGCUUUAUCUUGGCCAGGUCGCAGUUGUAAAUGAGAACUUGUUCUCAACUGGCUUACCUGGUUAAAUAAAGGUGAAAUAAAAAAAUCAACAAAAAAAAAGGGAGGAGGAUGUCAUCCCUGUAACGCACAGCGUUGAGAUUGCCUGCAGUGACAACAAGCUCAGUCCGAUGAUGCUGUGACACACCGCCCCAGACCAUGACGGACCCUCCACCUCCAAAUCGAUCCCGCUCCAGAGUACAGGCCUCGGUGUAACGCACAUUCCUUUGACGAUAAACGCGAAUCCGACCAUCAUCCCUGGUGAGACAAAACCGCGGCUCGUCAGUGAAGAGCACUUUUUGCCAGUCUUGUCUGGUCCUGCGAAGAUGGGUUUGUGCCCAUAGGCUACGUUGUUGCUGGUGAUGUCUGGUGAGGACCUGCCUUACAACAGGCCUACAAGCCCUCAGUUCAGCCUCUCUCAGCCUAAUUGUUUAUGGUUCAUUGAACAAGCAUGGGAAACCGUGUUUGAACCCUUUACAAUGAAGAUCUGUGAAGUUAUUUGGAUUUUUACGAAUUAUCUUUGAAAAACAGGGUCCUGAAAAAGGGACGUUUCUUUUUUUGCUGAGUUUAUUUAUGUGCAAUUUCAGUUAUAGAGCAGAGAAAGUAUAGUCAUGUCAGUUCAAAUAUCCCACUUAUAUCCCACCUUGUCUUUCUAUCUAAUUGAACUGUAGCUCAAUGAAACUAACCUUUCUGGAAAAGUAAAGUUGAGUUUCGUACCACGUUUACCAGAAAACAGUACUGUAGAUUGAAUAAAGAGUGAGAAUGAUAAACACCUGAACAGAUUCUUUAAAGUUAUGAAAGUAAUCAAAUGUAUUUGAUAUAAACACAUGUUCCAAUUUCUAAAGUGUUACAUAUUAAAAUCCAUGACUGCCAAAGCCUAUCCUGUCCUCACAGAAUUCAAUCAUCCUCUCCUGUCACAUUAUAGGAAAGUAGCAGGAUUUCGCCUAGGUCUGGCUCUCUGUCCAAAACAGAUUAUAAUUUCUGAUAGAUUUAGGGACUGUCUGCUGUGGCAGUUUGACCUAUACAUAUCUCAUGCAAAACCCUGCCCUCAAAAGUACAAUAUGAAUCAAAAUCAAACUAUUUUGCAUUUACAACCAACAAAACCCUGCCCUCAAAGUAAAAUAAAUAAAAUAAAAAAUAACCUGUAACUUUUACUAUAGAUACAGUACUACAGAAUGUAAUGCAUGACCCUUCUGCAUGACGAUAAGGGACAGUGAUAAUCUCAGUGUGGUAUUACUGACUCCUCUCAUCAAAGGCCUCUGUGUCCUCUACCAAUGGCUGAUUGGCUGGGGAAUGUAAACAACAUCCCAGAGUCCUCCAGUGACAGAUGAUGUAAAUACCAAUGAAUCAAUGGUCCCAUCAGAUCACAGGCUCAUCUCUGAGAGGUAUCAGGAGAAAUAAAGGCUCUGGGCAUCAUUUCCAUCAUUCUCCUAUAUGCCAAUAUGUCCUCGCAAGGAGCACUGAUGUCUUUAUGCCCUCGCAACAUCUCAGUGGUAUUAUGUGAGCAGAGUCUUAAAAUAAAUAAUUAGUAAUUUAGCAGACGCUCUUAUCCAGAGCGACUUUCAGGAGCAAUUACGGUUAAGUGCCUUGCUCAAGGGCACAUCGACAGAUGUUUUCACCUUGUCGGCUCGGGGAUUAGAACCAGCGACCUUUCAGUUACUGGCACAACGCUCUUAACCACUAAGCUAGCAGCCUUGGGGGGGGAAGGAGACGUGAAUCAUCCUCAACAAUAUUUUUUCCAUCAUGCUUAACACCCUGGGCCCAUUUUAAUGCUGCCCUUUAGCCAUUCUGUCAAAUAGCCACCCUCAUCCAUUAAUUUCGUAUGGAAUAUUACCUUGGAUCAAUACAGUUCAUGACCGCUAAGCAUUUAUUGGGCUCUUGUAGACGGCUAAGUGGCGUUUCUCAUUGCUCUAUAUCGUGUAGUGCACACAUGUUGAAGGCAGGCAUACUGAAGUGGUUUGACCAUUAGCACACGAAUACUGUCACACUAAGAACUGAUAUUUAUGAUAAACAUAUACAUUUUCUUUCACUGUACUACAUUUCUUUCACAUUUGAGGUACUGGCUAAACGUCUCUGAAUACACUAAAUUGUUUUUAUGGGGUAUUAAAAGCAUACCUACUUUAAAACUGUUUGUGUUUUUCUAGGUUCAUGUUUCAUCAGGACGGACCAAUUAGAUGGAGAGACAGACUGGAAGUUGAAAGUUGCUGUUGUUUGCACACAAAGACUACCUGCUCUGGGGGUAUGUACAAUUACCUGUUCUCAGUAUGUGACCAUUAUAACUGAGAAAUGUCAUUAUGUUAACUAUUUUGUGUUAUUAAAACAUUGUCAGUAUUAGGUUGUCUUUAAUGUGGCAUUGAAACCUUAUCCUCAUGACAGCCAGAACACCCUAGAACACAGUAGCUUCUUCCUCUAGGAUGAGGUGAUACUGAUUUCUUUAUUUUUAUGUCACUACUUAAUGUGACCAAAGAAUGAAAGUUUCAGCAAGUCAACUGGAUGAUUGCAUCACCAGAUAGGGUUUCCAGUCGAUGGGGGAUGGCAAUCAUCAUAGUGUUAUUUAUUACCCAAUUUUAUCAUUUUUAUUAAACCCAUCCUCCCUACUGACUGUAACAGGAUGAUUUAUAGAAGGCUGUGAGGUCAUUGUAACUUUCAGGGAAUUAUGACACGCUUUUGAAAAAGAUCCAUACAGUUGUUAACCAAUGCAUAUUCUGUACAUUUGAUGUCUAUUGAAUCUGCUUGGCCCUUUUUUUUAUUAGUUACAGUUGAAGUCGGAAGUUUACAUACACCUUAGCCAAAUACAUUUAAACUCAGUUUUUCACAAUUCCUGACAUUUAAUCCGAGUACAAAUUCCCUGUCUUAGGUCAGUUAGGAUCACCACUUUUUUUUAGAAUGUGAAAUGUCCGAAAAAAUAGUAGAGAGUGAUUUAUUUAAGCUUUUAUUACUUUCAUCACAUUCCCAGUGGGUCAGAAGUUUACAUACACUCAAUUAGUAUUUGGUAGCAUUGCCUUUAAAUUGUUUAACUUGGGUCAAACGUUUCGGGUAGACUUCCAUAAGCUUCCCAGAAUAAGCUGGGUGAAUUUUGGCCCAUUCCUCCUGACAAAGCUGGUGUAACUGAGUCAGGUUUGUAGGCCUCCUUGCUCGCACACGCUUUUUCAGUUCUGCCCACAACUUUUCUAUAGGAUUGAGGUCAGGGCUUUGUGAUGGCAACUCCAAUACUUUGACUUUGUUAUCCUUAAGCCAUUUUGCCACAACUUUGGAAGUAUGCUUGGGGUCAUUGUCCAUUUGGAAGACCCAUUUGCGACCAAGCUUUAACUUCCUGACUGAUGUCUUGAGAUGUUGCUUCAAUAUAUCCACAUAAUUUUCCUUCCUCAUGAUGCCAUCUAUUUUGUGAAGUGCACCAGUCCCUCCUGCAGCAAAGCACCCCCACAGCAUGAUGCUGCCACCCCCGUGCUUCACGGUUGGGAUGGUGUUCUUCGGCUUGCAAGCGACCCCUUUUUUCCUCCAAACAUAACGAUGGUCAUUAUGGCCAAACAGUUCUGUUUUUGUUUCAUCAGACCAGAGGACAUUUAUCCAAAAAGUACGAUCUUUGUCCCCAUGUGCAGUUGCAAACCGUAGUCUGGCUUUUUUAUGGCAGUUUUGGAGCAGUGGCUUCUUCCUUGCUGAGCGGCCUUUAAAGUUAUGUCGAUAUAGGACUCGUUUUUCUGUGGAUAUAGAUACUUUUGAACCUGUUUCCUCCAGCAUCUUCACAAGGUCCUUUGCUGUUGUUCUGGGAUUGAUUUGCACUUUUCGCACCAAAGUACGUUCAUCUCUAGGGGACAGAACGCGCCUCCUUCCUGAGCGGUAUGACGGCUGCGUGGUCCCAUGGUGUUUAUACUUGUGUACUAUUGUUUGUACAGAUGAACGUGGUACCUUCAGGCAUUUGGAAAUUGCUCCCAAGGAUGAACCAGACUUGUGGAGGUCUACAACGUUUUUUUCUUAGGUCUUGGCAGAUUUCUUUUGAUUUUCCCAUGAUGUCAAGCAGAGAGGCACUGAGUUUGAAGGUAUGCCUUGAAAUACAUCCACAGGUACACCUCCAAUUGACUUAAAUGAUGUCAUUUCGCCUAUCAGAAGCUUCUAAAGCCCUGACAUCAUUUUCUGGAAUUUUCCAAGCUGUUUAAAGGCACAGUCAACUUAGUGUAUGUAAACUUCUGACCCACUGCAAUUGUGAUACAGUGAAUUAUAAGUGAAAUAAUCUGUCUGUAAACAAUUGUUGGAAAAAUUACUCGUGUCAUGCACAAAGUAGAUGUCCUAACUGACUUGCCAAAACUAUAGUUUGUUAAUGAGAAAUCUGUGGAGUGGUUGAAAAACGAGUUUUAAUGACCCUAACCUAAGUGUAUGUAAACUUCCGACUUCAACUCUAUGUGCCCCAUGUGUUAUGAUUGAAUGAUCUUUAUACAGGAAGAACAUGUCACUCUUGAACUGACCACGAUUUAUGUGUUUCCUGUCUAAUCAAUAACACUUAAGAGUGAGUUCAAUUUAUUUUGGACAGAGAGGAAAACAUAAUGUUUCACCAGUUUACUAAUCGAGGUUACAAAUCCUAACUUCAGAUACACUUUUCUCAUAAAUGUCUCUUGUCCACAUAAACACAUGAUUUAUUUGAACGUUUGAUUCAGAACCCCAUCCUUUUUCAUUUCUUCUCUUGAUGAAACAUUUAGUCUAUGUGGGAAGACACUUGCUGCAGCUGUGUCUCAGAAAGUGACAUAAUUCUGCCUCUAUUGUGUCUGGCUCUAGAGUGUCUGUGUUUCAUCAGUAGGAGGCAUUACUGGCAGCAGCUCUCCACUGGGGCUGAGUAAGAUCAUCUUCCCCUCCCUGCCAUGUUCUUACCCUAGGAGCACUGUGAGCAGAACUGAGGGGACCCGGUGCUUAGAGGCAGUUUGACUGAAUAAUUUAAUGUUUACAAUAAAUUCUGUUCCACAAGGGGCGUGGACCGCAGUUAGAUCGGCGACAGGUCACACAACUGAAAUGGAGCUUGGGGUGAGGAGGAGGUGGUGUGUGUGUGGGUGGGGGGUGCUGUGGUAUUAUUUAAGAUACUCUGCUGUCCUAGCUUCAGGAAGAAGUUGGUUCCACCAUUGGGGUGCCAGGACAGAGAAGAGCUUGGACUAGGCUGAGCGGGAGCUGCCCUCAUGUAGCGGUGGGAGGGCCAAGAGACCAGAGGUGGCAGAACGGGGUACUUAUUUUCGCUGACACGGUCAUCCACUCCCCAUCCUUUUAUAGCAGGUGUUAUCUUGGGCGAACCUCACAGGUUUCUUCAACACCUGACCCGUGGUGCCCUUUGAUAAUCUCUCUCUGGGAGAGUUAGGAAGGCUUUGUCUGAAGUAUAAAGUGGUUAUCCCACUGGCUAUAGGGUGAACGCACCAAUUUGUGAGUCGCUCUGGCUAAGAGCGUCUGCUAAAUGACGUUAAUGUGCCCUUGAGCAAGGCACUUAACCCUAAUUGCUCCUGUAAGUCGCUCUGGAUAAGAGCGUCUGCUAAAUGACUAAAAUGUAAAUGUAAAUGUAAAUGUAAGUAUGAAGUAAAAUAUUUACUCUAGUACUUUAUUCAGGUCUGUCAUUUCUCCUCCUCUCUCAGGACCUCUUCUCCAUCAGCGCUUAUGUCUAUGCCCAGAAGCCUCAGCUUGACAUCCACAACUUCGAGGGAAACUUCACAAGGGUAAGUAGCUUACUGACAUCACACUGUCAAACAAAUGUGAAAGGUACAUGACAUGAACACAGUAAGAGGAUCAACAACACUAAGUGAAAUGCCACGUUGACAAAUGGCAACAAUCAAAACUAGUGUGUGCAGCAGCAGCAUCUCCAGGAGGCAUGGUGCUAAGUGCUGACAUCACAGGAAGGUCCUCCCUGUUCUCCUCCAUCCGUUCCCUCAGUGAUUUGUUUUUAUUAAUGGCAGAUUAGUGCAGACCCCCACAAAGAGGGGCUUUGUGUAUCGCCUUCACUCUUGGCCACGCCAGGCUUAGUGAGCGAGCACUUUCUCUGCUCAUUCAUCCUCCGCUCUGUUCCACCGCCUUCCUUUGCAUAACGUGUGCUUUUAGUCCCGGCCGUUCCCACAGAUUCCCUUCAACUAAACGUACCAAUUUAUGAAGCUUUGUUUCUUUUUGUGUUCCCAAUCGCCACAUCUAGUCAAAGUAUUGAUAAGGGAGAAGACAUAUGUAGCUCAGACGCAUGGUGGCAGGUGCUUGUGGAAAUGAAUGGUACUGAAUGUCUCUCUGGUGUUCUGGCUGCACCCUCUAAGGAAGGGUUGUCGGGUAUUAAUAAUAAAGUAACAUUGUUCUUCUUGAAUGUUCAAUAAAGAUAUAACGAUUUUGUAUAUCUCCCCUGUAGGAAGACAGUGACCCUCAAAUCCAUGAGAGUUUGAAUAUUGACCACACCCUUUGGGCCAGCACUAUUGUGGCAUCUGGUAAGUAAAAAACGUCUUAACUGUGUGGUUUAUGAUAUGUUUGCUGUUAAAGGCCAAGAUAGGUCAACGCUUUAUUUUACUUUUGCAUCCAAAGUUUGUAACCAAGCUUUACGUAGACAUCUCUGAUGUGUAGUUGUUUAUGACAUGGGAUCCCAUUCCCCAGCUAACCCAAUGACAUUUGUAGUGAUAGACAAUGAUGUGGAAAUGGGAGAUUUAAAGAUGUGUAUAAAUGUGAGUUCAUAAAUCUUUCUCCUACCUCAGUCAGCUAAGCUUAAUUCCCCACAGGACCGUUUUCUCAGUGGAAAGUGUUUGACGCUCUCUCAGCCAUCUUCUCCACACCAUUGAUCUGCGGUGACCCUCUCCCCCUUGGCCUGACUUUGACCACACAAACACACAUCCCCCUUUAUCGCCCCCGACCCCCUUUUACACACACACGCACAGACACCACCUAACUUAGUCCUCUGACAUCAUUCCUACAUGGCUAUGUCAUUGUCGGCCACAAAACUCUCCUUGGCUUUCAUCAGAAGGACACUCGAUAGCCUUUGGUGUUCACAUAUUUAAAUGAAAACGCUUCUACAUGUUGUGUCAAAACCAUUUGUCACAUUUUUGCCCUUUUAUCUUAGGUCAAGGUGAUGAUUGAUUAAUUUACAUUUGAUUUGUUCUCUCCUCCUCACCUAAUCUUUCACGGUUUAUUUCUCGACCCUUUUUCUCUUUCCAUCUCCUUUUCUCUCUCUCGCUUAGCCUUUAUAGUUGGUGGAUUGCAUGGGCUGUAUUUAAGUGUAUUAGUGGCCUUGCUCUCCCAUUUAAGCUAAUUUAAUACUAAUGGCACAUUUGUCUUCUGUAAUAAGGCCUUAAUGAAUCGGCAAUUAAAGAUGGUGGAGUAUCGAUCGGCUUUCAUGAGCUGAUUCCAUGGGAAGGGUCCGGCCAGGUGCCUAACACAUUAAACCCCUGUCUGUCUCUGUCUGUGGGGCUGAGUGGCUACGAGCAGGGAGCAUAUCAGCCACCGCCGCUCCCUCUGCUCAGCAUUAUUGAUUCUCAUUGCUGUCGGUCUUACUUGACAGAGAUGAGUCUGAAAUGUGUGUGGUCCAGGUAAUGAGCAGCAUUUCUUUCUUCUGUCUCUCUGUUUGGCAGGCACAGUGAUAGGGGUGGUGAUCUACACAGGCAAAGAGACCAGGAGUGUACUGAACACUUCCUCCCCCAAGAAUAAGGUGAAUGUUUAUGUUUCUUUUGCAGGCAGAAAUAAGUUGGGGAUUUGUUUGUGUGUGUUUCUAUGUACUUUUGUGUAAGACUUCUUGGUAGUGGGAAAAUGUAUCAACAGAUAAGUCAUAACGUUACACCAAAUAUAACCCAUACAGUGCAUUCUGAAAGUAUUGAGACCCCUUGACUUUUUCCACAUUUUGUUACGUUACAGCCUUUUUCUAAAAUAGAUUAAAUCGUUUUUUCCCCUCAUCAAUCUACACACAAUACCCCAUAAUGACAAAGCAAAAUCAGGUUUUUAGAAAUGUUUGCAAAUGUAUUAAAUAAAAAAUGGAAAUAUCACAUUUACACAAGUAUUCAGACCCUUUACUCAGUAGUUUGGGGGAAGGCCCUUUCCUGUUUCAGCAUGACAAUGCCCCCGUGCACAGUGAUAGGUCCAUACAGAAAUGGUUUGUCGAGAUUGGUGUGGAAGAACUUGACUGGCCUGCUCAGAGCCCUGACCUCAACCACAUUGAACACCUUUAGGAUGAAUUGGAACGCCGACUGCGAGCCAGACCUAAUCGCCCAUCAUCAGUGACCAACCUCACUAAUGCUCUUGUGGCUGAAUGGAAGCAAGUCCCCACAGCAAUGUUCCAACAUCUAGUGGAAAGCCUUCCCAGAAGAGUGGAGGCUUUUAUAGCAGCAAAGGGGGGACCAACUCCAUAUUAAUGCUCAUGACUUUGGAAUGAGAUGUUCGACGAGCAGGUGUCCCCACAUACUUUUGGUCAUGUAGUGUAUGUACAGAGUUCUUACCUAAAGAUUUUUGCCACAACCACACUCUUCUGUGUUAACCUUUUGUUGGUUGACACUGUCUCCUUACUAUGGACAUUUUUUGACGUAAGUGCCUUUUAAUAAGAACACUGAUGUUGCGGGUCGAACAGCAAGGCCCAGUGUUUUGUGUAAACUCUGCGGCUGAGAGGAAUUCAAUAUUUCAAGGAGAUGUCAGAAGUGCCAAUAUGGAGACUAAGAUUGGGGAGAUAGUCAUACAGUGUUGCUAAAGUCACAAGAAGGUUUUGGUCUCACAACCUGUUGUGACACAAGCCAGCACAAUGCUUGCACUUGAGCUCAGUGACAGGACAUCAGGUGUAGCUUCACUCUUUGUCUUGAUGUUGUUGAACUGACUUUGUGAAGAACAACAAACAUUCUGUGAUGUGAGACAUUUCCCCAACGUCUGUUCCUCAUUGAACCCUGUUUAUGCAAGUUCUAAUGCACAUAUUAUUUCCACUGGUGCCUCACAGAGCAUGUUGGCAGUUAUAUACUGGGGAAAAAAUGUAAAAGCAACACGUAAGUGUUGGUCCCAUAUUUCAUGAGCUGAAUUAAAAGAUCCCAGAAAUGUUCCAUACGAACAAAAAGCUUAUUUCGCUCAUAUUCUGUGAACACAUUUGUUUGCAUACCUGUUAGUGACCAUUUCUCCUUUGCCAAGAUAAUCCAUCCACCUGACUGGUGUGGCAUAUCAAGAAGCUGAUUAAAUAGCAUGAUCGUUACACAGGUGCACCUUGUGCUAGGGACAAUAAAAGGCCACUCUAAAAUGUGCAGUUUUGUCACAGAACACAAUGCCACAGAUGUCUCAAGUUUUGGAGGACCGUGCAAUUGGCAUGCUGACUGCAGGAAUGUCCACCAGAGCUGUUGCCAGAGAAUUUAAUGUUAAUUUAUCUACCAUAAGCCGCCUCCAACGUUGUUUUAGAAUAUUUGGCAGUACGUCCAACCGGCCUCACAACUGCAGACCACGUGGAGGUCCUGGGCUGGCGUGGUUACACAUCUGACUACUUCACCUGCAGGAUCAUCUGAGACCAGCCACCCGGACAACUGAUGAAACUGAGGAGUAUUUCUGUCUGUAAUUAAUUGUGUGGAAAAACUCAAUCUGAUUGGCUGGGCCUGGCUCACCUGUGGGUGGUCCUAUGCCCUCCCAGGCCCACCAAUGGCUGCGCCCCUGCCCAGACAUGCGAAAUCCAUAAAUGUAAGGCCUAAUUAAUUAAUUUCAAUUGACUGAUUACCUUAUAUGAACUGUAACUCAGUAAAAUCGUUGAAAUUUUUGAAUGUUGCGUUUGUAUUUUUUUUCAGUAUAGAAUGAUUAGCGUGAUAAACGAAGAGAUCUGAAAUACCUUUUCUGUUUUGUCUUUUUCCCACAAAUUUCCCACAAACACAGAAAAAUACAUGCAGCGCAGCCAGAUUAAAUAAUUCCUUUCACUUUUAAUGGGUUUGGGAUGAAUUAAGUAAAAUAUGCACUUUUAUUUAUUUAUUUAUUUACUUUAGGUUGAUGUUAUUCAGUCCUUUUUCCCCCCUGACUGAAUUAAUAAUGACUUCAUCUGAUUCUCAGCGAGCCGCAGAAAAUGUAGGUUGUCCAUUGUUCCGGCAAAUGGGGAUCCUUUGCUUUUCAGGCAUGCGCAGUGUCCUCAAUUCUUAUUUUAAUGAACCAUGUAGUGAGGCACCAGGGUGGGGAGGAUAUUUCUACCCCAGUCUACACUGGGGAUUUAACUACAGCUGAUAAAUCAGUCACUGGUCUCUGUGCUCCCAGUUCUCUGGGGAAUGGGGCCGGUAGGGGAAAUUGUAUGUUUUGCAGCUGUUGUAAGCGUGAUGCUGGCACCUCGCCUCGAGGGUCGAUAAAACUGCCGGUUUUUACUUUUUUGUGUUGUUCUCUAAUUUUCUUAAUCAGUUUGUUUUGUGCAUUACUACACACACCCAGGUAGAACUUUUGAAAUACGAAUCGCUGGGUACUGACCGUCCACCUGACCUUCCCGAAUUCCCUGAGAUGGCAGAACAAUGGACUAGCUUCUUCAGCGAAGCGUCGAGCUGCUUGGGAGUCCUACCUGAGAGUAGGAAUCGAAGACGCCGACGGAGAGGCAGACAUGGCGAGGGUCUUAGUGAGAUUAAGACGCCGGGCGACCUGUCCUCUAUUACCGAGCAUACUACUCGCCAAUGUUCAAUCAUUAAUGAGCAAACUUGAUGAGCGAGGAUCUCCUUCCAGAGGGACAUCAGAUCCUGCAACAGUCUGUUUUUCUGAGACUUUGCUUUUCUCCGACAUCCAGACGGAUUAUAUACAACCAGCGGGUUUAAACUUUUUUCGAGCUGAUAGGAAGUGGGCUCUCUCUGGCAAGGGUGGUGAGCUCUGCUUUAUGACCAACAACACCUGAUGCGACAGGGGAAAAAGUACUGCUCCUCCUACUUGGAAUACUUGGUCAUAAAAUGUCGUCCUUUUCACCUUCUGAGAGAGUUCACAGGGAUUAUCGCCAUGGCUGUGUACAUCCCGCCCCAAGCCGACACCAAAAAGGCUCUCAAAGAUCUUCAAAAUGAAAUUCCCAGAGGCAGCGUUCAUUGUUGUGGUCGACUUAAACCGUGCUUCCAAAUUAUUACCAACACAUCAACUGUCUAACACGCAGAAAUUCUACUCUUGACCACUGCUACACGUCUUUUCGACACAGGUAUAAGGCCCACACCCGUCCUCCUUACAAAUAUGACUUACGCAGAUCGAUCAAGAUGGCGAAACACAAGUAUAGAGACAAAGUGGAGUAGCAAUUCAGCGGGUCGGACACAAGGCGUAUGUGGCAGGGUCUCCUAACGAUCACGGAUUACAAAAAGAAAGCCAGCCACAUCACAGUAACCAACGCCACCCUACUGGACGAGCUAAACACCUUUUUGUCAAGGUUCGGGCACAAUGACCCUGAGCUGCCGAGGAGAGCCCCCGAUGACACUGAGGACAUAUGUAAGUCAUUCAAAUGUGUUAACCCUCGCAAGGCUGCCGGCCCAGAUGGCAUAUCUAGCCGUGCCCUCAGGCCUCUAUACCCACCUGCUUCAAGAUGCCCACUAUCAUCCCUGUGCCCAAGAAAGGGCAAAGUAACUGAACUGAAUGACUACCGACCAGUAGCACUCACUUCCGUCAUCAUGAAGUGCUUCGAGAGGCUAAUCUCAAAGACCAUAUCACAUCCUCCCUCCCCCGACACACUUGACCCUCUCCAAUUCGCCUACCGCCCUGACAUAUCCACGGACAACGCAAUCGGCAUUGCACUGCACGCUGCCCUUACCCACCUGGACAAAAGGAAUGCAUAUGUGAGGAUGCUGUUCAUUGACUAAAGCUCGGCCUUCAAUACCAUAGUUCACUAUAAGCCCAUUACAAAGCUCAGGGCCCUGGGUCUGAACUCCUCCCUAUGCAACUGGGUCCUGGACUUCCUGACAGAGCCAGGACAGCAGGGGGUCAAACUGUAGAACCCAGUUCCUACAUUUGAAUAAAAUAAUGGAUUUGAUCAAAUGCUAUGCUACAUUUUAUCUCUGGGACCCUCAGGAUGACAAAUCAGAGCAAGAUUACUGACUGUAAGUACAUUAUUUACCUUCAGAGGUGAAUGUAUCAAACCAGUUGCCGUGACAAAAGUGUUUUGUUGUUGUGCACUAUCCACAAACAAUAGCAUGGUCUUUUUUUUUAGCUGUAAUAGCUACUGUAAAUUGAACUCUGCAGUUAGAUUAACAAGAAUUUAAGCUUUCUGCCCAUAUAAGACAUGUCUAUGUCCCGGAAAGUUGGCUGUUGUUUACAACGCCAUUCUAGUCACAUAUCGCAUAUUGAGCAGCAACUGUCCCGGUAUAGGGACACCGAUCCUGUAGAGGUUAAGCGUUAUUGGCCAAUCAGUACCUAGCUUUAUAUGUUCAUACACUAGGGUGCCUGCUGUCUCUAUAUGAAGGACUACUUCUAUAACAGCCACAUGCAUGCAUAAGGAGCUAAAUAAACCAAGCAUAUCUAGUCCCAGUGGAGGAUUUGCCUGUCCUUUUUAACCUGUGGCUCUGUCCUCAGUAUGGUGGCUCUAACCCCUGGCCUCUCUCUCCUCUACAGGUGGGUCUGCUGGACCUGGAGCUGAACCGCCUCACCAAGGCUCUGUUCCUGGCUCAGGUGGUCCUAUCUGUUGUCAUGAUAGUGCUGCAGGGCUUUGUGGGCCCCUGGUUCCGCAACCUGUUCCGCUUCAUCGUGCUCUUCUCCUACAUCAUCCCCAUCAGGUACGGCACAUAUAGGUAGAGACAAUAUAGAUAGAUAGUGUAUUCAACUCUAUAGUACAGCAUGGCAUCCAUUUCACUGCUUUAAUGAGUCUUUGCUUGACUAUUGUUGGUGACAUUGUGCAAUAGAAUCAUGGUAAUCAUUUUGCUUAAUUAACACAUAUUUUGCUGAACACAAUUGAACUUGACCUCUGUUUUAUUUGUAUGUGCAGCUUGCGUGUCAAUCUGGACAUGGGGAAGUCUGCCUAUGGUUGGAUGAUCAUGAAAGAUGAGAACAUCCCUGGUACUGUGGUACGGACCAGUACCAUCCCUGAAGAGCUGGGCCGCCUGGUGUACCUACUGACUGACAAAACAGGUACCAGGAUACACAGCCACUGAUCAACUGUAACAGUCAGGGAUGCAAACUGGUCGCCUUUCUGCGAUAUUCUCCGUUUUGAUCUCAAAAUAGGCCAUCCACGUGAAUCGAGUAGAUCUGUGUAGUUUCUCAUAUCUAAAUCAUUGACUAAGUACAGAAUGCAUCCUUGCGCAUCCUACAAAAAUAAUAUACAUUUACAUUUUUGUCAUUUAGCAGACGCUCUUAUCCAGACCGACUUACAGUUAGUGCCUUCGUCUUAAGAUAGCUAGGUUGGACAACCACAUAUCACAGUCAUAGUAAGUACAUUUAUCCUCAAUAAAGUAGCUAUCAGCAAAGUCAGAGCUAGUAAGGGGGGGAAAAAGUCAAGUGUGAGUGUUAGUUCACGAAAAGGAGAGGGUGCGAGUGGGGGUGCUGUGGGAUUAUUUAAGAUACUCUUUGAAGAGGUACGGUUUCAGAUGUUUUCGGAAGAUGGGCAGGGACUCCCUUACAAAAAAAUAUUGCAGUUUUGAAACUGCUGUAAAAGUGCACCAACUGCAGUCGACUAUUUUGGAUGCAGUAAUUUGCAGAAUAACACUGCAAAACUACUGCAGUAAAAAAAAGCGGUAUCAUUUUGGACACAGUAUUUGCAGCGUACUGCAGUUAUACAGUAUAUGUCAUUUCAGAGUGAGUGCUUCGUGGGCAGGCUCUGUCAUCUCUCCACGCCACAAACUGGGAGGCUGUGGCACUGUAAGUAUGGUGCUGAAAUAAAUGUUGUUGGGAAGCACACAGGCAAAGUUGGUUGGAUUUACCAGAAGGUCUACUAAAGUGUGACUUUGUGCUCGUGUUUCUUGGCUAUUUACAUCGUUUUGUUCAUACGCUAGGUUAUUUUUCAAUGUUAGUUUGAGUUUGAUGCAACUGCUAACUUAGCCAAGAGGCAUCUGAGAUUCUCCACCGUUAUCAUGGCAACCCCCCACCCUUAAAGGGGAGCUGAACAUAUUCAAGUGUACAUUGUGCUUGAUUGAGCAUGGAACACUCCAAUAACCUUUUAUUCCUGAACUUAUAUGAAUUUCUUAUCAUUAUAACACUCUUCCUCAAAUACUUUCAUUGUGCUUAUGUACUCUUGUAAAAAAUGUCAGCACCUAGCAAUGUGUUUGAGAUGUGAGACAGGAUUUGUGUUUUCUUUGUCUUUAUGCACUUCUAUAGAACAACUUGUCAGAUGCAGGUGCAUUAAAGACUGAACUAUUUCUGUCAUGAUAAACCUUAAACCCAGACCAAAAAGCCCAACUUCCCACUACCCCAGGAAACUAUUUUCAAAUGUGUAUUAUGUACUUGUUAUUCUCGGAAAAUAAUCAAAUGUUCUUACACUUCAUAUGGAUGGGAAAAAAGUAUUUAGUCAGCCACCAAUUGUUCAUGUUCUCCCACUUAAAAAGAUGAGAGAGGCCUGUAAUUUUCAUCAUAGGUACACGUCAAAUAUGACAGACAAAAUGAGAAUUUUUUCCAGAAAAUCACAUAGUAGGAUUUUUAAUGAAUUUAUUUGCAAAUUAUGGUGGAAAAUAAGAAUUUGGUCAAUAACAAAAGUUUCUCAAUACUUUGUUAUAUACCCUUUGUUGGCAAUGACACAGGUCAAACGUUUUCUGUAAGUCUUCACAAGGUUUUCACACACUGUUGCUUGUAUUUUGGCCCAUUCCUCCAUGCAGAUCUCCUCUAGAGCAGUGAUGUUUUGGGGCUGUCGCUGGGCAACACGGACUUUCAACUCCCUCCAAAGAUUUUCUAUGGGGUUGAGAUCUGGAGACUGGCUAGGCCACUCCAGGACCUUGAAAUGCUUCUUACGAAGCCACUCCUUCGUUGCCCGGGCGGUGUGUUUGGGAUCAUUGUCAUGCUGAAAGACCCAGCCACGUUUCAUCUUCAAUGCCCUUGCUGAUGGAAGGAGGUUUUCACUCAAAAUCUCACGAUACAUGGCCCCAUUCAUUCUUUCCUUUACACAGAUCAGUCGUCCUGGUCCCUUUGCAGAAAAACAGCCCCAAAGCAUGAUGUUUCCACCCCCAUGCUUCACAGUAGGUAUGGUGUUCUUUGGAUGCAACUCAGCAUUCUUUGUCCUCCAACACGACGAGUUGAGUUUUUACCAAAAAGUUAUAUUUUGGUUUCAUCUGACCAUAUGACAUUCUCCCAAUCCUCUUCUGGAUCAUCCAAAUGCACUCUAGCAAACUUCAGACAGGCCUGGACAUGUACUGGCUUAAGCAGGGGGACACGUCUGGCACUGCAGGAUUUGAGUCCCUGGCGGCGUAGUGUGUUACUGAUGGUAGGCUUUGUUACUUUGGUCCCAGCUCUCUGCAGGUCAUUCACUAGGUCCCCCCGUGUGGUUCUGGGAUUUUUGCUCACCGUUCUUGUGAUCAUUUUGACCCCACGGGGUGAGAUCUUGCGUGGAGCCCCAGAUCGAGGGAGAUUAUCAGUGGUCUUGUAUGUCUUCCAUUUCCUAAUAAUUGCUCCCACAGUUGAUUUCUUCAAACCAAGCUGCUUACCUAUUGCAGAUUCAGUCUUCCCAGCCUGGUGCAGGUCUACAAUUUUGUUUCUGGUGUCCUUUAGACAGCUCUUUGGUCUUGGCCAUAGUGGAGUUUGGAGUGUGACUGUUUGAGGUUGUGGACAGGUGUCUUUUAUACUGAUAACAAGUUCAAACAGGUGCCAUUAAUACAGGUAACGAGUGGAGGACAGAGGAGCCUCUUAAAGAAGAAGUUACAGGUCUGUGAGAGCCAGAAAUCUUGCUUGUUUGUAGGUGACCAAAUACUUAUUUUCCACCAUAAUUUGCAAAUAAAUUCAUUAAAAAUCCUACAAUGUGAUUUUCUGGAAAAAGAAAUCUCAAUUUGUCUGUCAUAGUUGACGUGUACCUAUGAUGAAAAUUACAGGCCUCUCUCAUCUUUUUAAGUGGGAGAACUUGCACAAUUGGUGGCUGACUAAAUACUUUUUUUCCCCACUGUAUGUGAGGUUAAUUCCCCCCACCGCCACCCAAUAAACUCUGCCACCGAUGCUGAAAGAAAUCCUAGGGGUAACACUGUAGCCAUAAUGGAUGCAUGACCCACUCAAAAAUGACUCAAUGAGCAUCAGUAUGUGAAUUAUGUGCUGGUUUAGAGACUCACUCAUUAACCUGUUGUUUAAUACAAAUCUCACUUCAUUAUGCUUUGUGAAUUGAAGGCACUCUAACACAGAACGAGAUGAUCUUCAAGCGGCUGCACCUGGGGACAGUGUCCUAUGGGACGGACACCAUGGACGAGAUCCAGAGCCAUAUAGUGCAGUCAUACGCACAGGUGAUCAUACUCUACCAGUUAGGGUUAAAUUCUUAGUAUUGUCUUAAAUGGUUCACUGAAUUUGAGUAGCCUCAGUAAACAUGUGCAAACAUCACCUGUCAAUUAUAGGAAUGAACAGGAGAAAGAUUAGCUAUUGAUCUGUUUGCUUUGUUAACUUUCAUAGGAUCAGGAGAGAUCAUGGCUCAUGACGACUCAUAAAGAGUCAUUGAGUUAAACCUCUCUCUUCGUUACUUUUCAUUGUUCAUUCAUGCUCAGUCUCUAAGCGUUACACCGACGUACUUUCAAAACUAGCGUUUCCUCUCUAGGUGGUUGAGGUUGAUCUGUAGCUGAAUUCAUGAAAUAGUUAUAUUGUUCACACUCAGGCAGGCCCCUAACAGCUGUGCUGAGGAUGGAACCAUCUGCCUGCACUCUGUUUUAAGCUCGGCUAAUGAAAGAUGACAGUCUUUUUAGCGCGCUACUCAACAGCAGCUUGCGUUUCAGCCCCACUGAUUUGUAGUACUGGUGUGUUUCAUGUUCCCUUUAUUACAGAGAUGACCGAACGUGACAGAGAUUGAUUGUAACGCUACAUGGAAAUCUAUCAUAAUCUCAUUAUAGGUCCCUGCAUGACAUGGUUUGUGAGGAACAAAGGGUAUGUAGAUAGAUAUCAAUGUGUGAAAUUGAAUUAUGCAGGCAUCUGUAAACAUGAUGAAAUUCAUAGGAAUAAAUGCAUUUAAUAUCACGUGCAGAGCUAUGGUGAUGCCAUUGUUACGUUGAAUGUACAGUAUAGAGCGCAGUUGUGUACAGAUCUGCCAACUAAGGGGAAGUAAUCUAUUAAAUGCAGAAUUCAAGGUAGACAUAGAUUAAUAUAUAUAUAUAUAUAUAUAUAGGUUUAACCCUUAAAUGAGGCCAAGCAUUUACCCACCUCUGUGUAAAGGAUUGAAACAGAGAGAUUGAGAUAAUGUAGCAGUGAAGGGUAGUCUGAAAGGAGAGCGAGAUGAAACAUGACCUUAAGGGCAGCUGGCAAAAGAAGGAGCUCUCAUAACUUGACUGGCUACCACUCCAAUUUUUCAUAGUGACGUGAGCGCUCUGUUGUAGGCUUGCAGAAGGGUUGUCAUUUAGCAUCGUUGUAGGAGUCUCUCUCUAGAAGCAACAAUGGUUAAUAAGGCAAAAUCACCUGCUCCAGUGGAGCAUAUCAACCCUCUCAAACCUAGCUGGCACAGUGGGCUGGUCCGUGAGACGCCACUGAGUUGAAUUGAUGGGCGUUGUCAGGUCGGAGAAGACUGAAAAGCCCCCGAACCAGAUAUGACACAAGAAAGAUGAUGAUACAGCGUUUCCCUGCCACUGUGUUGUUUAGUUGAAUACUGUGUCAGGUGAAUUGUGCCCUGAGCGGAGUGAGGGUUUAAUCUGGUAGCUACUUCACUGCCGAGUGAGGGAGGGAGAGGGAGUGCUGGUGUUGUACUGUAGCAGCUCAGUUAUGGCAUUGUCAGGAUUUUUGCAUGCUUGAUAAUGGAUGACAACAGGCUAGUGAGAGUUGACAGGGUGAUUGCAGCCUGCGAAAGUCGCUGCAUUACCUGUCUACUGUAUCAGUGGUCAUAUUUCAAACAUAUCCAGCAGGACACAACAUUUUGGAACUUUCAGAUGGGCAUGUUUGUUCAACAUAACAUAGGAAUCAUGACGACUCUAGUCAUGGCAUUUCUUUCUACAACGUUCGAGAAUGUUUUGCAACUAAACGUGGGCCAGAGCUAUGUGGAAUUCCCCUUAGGGAAUGUCUGUUUUUCAUGUCAUCAUAGUCCACUCCCUGUAUGCAGAAUAAUAAUAAUAAAUGUGGUUUACUUUUCUCCACACCGAGCACCCAGACCCAGCAGUCCAACGGCAGCAACAGCAGCACCAGCUCCACCGCGUCCAGGAAGCCCCAGCCAGCCCCGGCCCCCAAGGUCCGCAAGAGCGUCAGCAGCCGCGUCCACGAGGCGGUGAAGGCCAUCGCGCUGUGCCACAACGUCACACCCGUCUAUGAGUCCUUCGCCAGCGUCGAGGCCGACCAGGACUUCAGCGACGACAACCGCACCUACCAGGCCUCCAGCCCUGACGAGGUCAGCUCUAAACUCCACAGAGAUCUAUUCGUAGGUAACACCGUAGCAAGACGUUUUGCAACGGAAAACCAAAACAAGCGUUUCUUAUUGGUCAAGUUCAGGUAGUCGCUCCCUGUUUCAGUCCAUUUUCUUCCGUUUAUUGGCUACUGAAUACGACCCAGGCUUCUCUCUGAUGUUUCCGCCUUCAACACUAAAUUACCUUUGUAGUUUGUCAUAACCUGGGCCUCAUGGAAUGGCCAUUAACUCCGAGGUCAUAAAGUUGUCAGAGGUUUAAUCAGCAGUGUUUGUCCUUUAUAAUUUAUAGCUCUAAUUGUAGGAAGAAUCUGUACUGAUAACGACCCCAACGGCAGUCCCGUGGCGUCACCUUCCUCUGCCUGUCUGUCUGUGUAAUGUAAAGUAGGACCAUUUAUGACCACCAGUACCAGGUGCUGCUUACCCCAUCAUUUACUGCCCUUUCUGAUGGGAAUAUGGCCGCUGUUAUUAGAGAAAUCCAAGAAAGUCCUGGAUGAAUAUGGAAUACACACAGGGAACAAGGAGAGGUUUCUUCGUUAUAUAACUUUGUCAUAAAUAUUCAAUACAUAUCAAAGGAUCGCUAAUCCCCCCCCAUAUUGUACAGUGUUCAGGACCAUUGGAGUGUUUUCACCCAUGACACAAUGAUUUUGUGAAACUUACCUUGGCUUGCGCUAGGCUCGAGCCCAGCGCAGCUCAGCCUAGAAGUCAAAAUGAUGAUAAAAGGUUUCCCUUUUUGUCUGCUCUGGAAUUGCCUGCCUGCUCGUCCAUCCUGUCCCGCCUUGAUGUGUAUAUUUAUUUAUUUCCUUUUACACUUGGCUCCAUCUCCCCCUAUUGUCUGGUACUGCUUGGAUUGAUCAAUAUUAAAUUUUCUCUGAGAGACGAUGAGAGGGGUCUGUGGUUGUUCAGUCUCACCCCUACUUCUCUCUUUUCCGCUCCAUCUCUACUCACAUGUCUCUCUCUCUCACUCUUUUUCUUCCCCACUCUCUUUUAUGAUCUCUUUGUUCUUUCUCUCAGCCUCAUUGACAGCAAUGUCAGAGCCCAGUCAGUGCAGCACUAUGAGCUCCAUAUUUCAUUGGCUGGCUCACUCUCCCUCUCUAAUCUAAUGAUCUGUCAUUAAGGAGAUGAAGGUGGCCGGCCUGGGGUCAGAGGUCAGGGUCAGUCGACCUGCUGGUCAACCAUGCUGUGAUGAGGGCCCUGCUCUAAUCUCUGACCCUGUGAUGUCAGAAGAGGGGUGCAUCCCAAAUGGCAACCUAUUCCCUAUGUAGUCCUCUACUUUGGACCAGGGCCUAUAGGGAAUAGGGUGCCAUUUGGGACUGGCCCGAGAAUGUUUGACCAGGGCCUAUAAUGACCGUGGAGUCUCAUGAAGUAGCAGUUUAUCAUCUCCAAUAUGAGUUAAUUGGAUAUCCGAUGGAAAAAGUGGACCCCAAUGGGAGUACCAGGCAAAGGAACAAUUUGUUUGGUUUGUUGAGUAUUAUCACUUGCAUAUACAAGUCCCUGAUUGACCCCUUUCAAUAGGAGACCAAAUAAAACUGCAAAGAUGGACAUUUAUCUACAGAGUCAGUCGGCAUGCAUGAAUGAUUUAUAUACAUGCACAGUUUUAAUGUGAUAGCUACAAGUUAGUGCUACAAGAUAGUAUUUUGAAUGUUGACCACCCUAAAUCAAUUAAGAUAAUUAUAUUUAGCAAGUGCUUUUAAAAUCCUAGUUUUGAUUGGUAAUGACAUGGUGGGAAGAAUUGAGCUAUUACAGAUCCAUUUUCAUCAUGAAAUGCUUAGCUGCUGUUAAUUUCAUUUUGAAAUACAGUACCAGUCAAAAGUUUGGACACCUACUCAUUCAAGGUCUUUUCUUUAUUUUUACUAUUUUCUACAUUGUAUAAUAAUAUUGAAGACAUCAAAACUAUGAAAUAACACAUAUGGAAUGUAGUAACCAAAAAAAUCAAAAUAUAUAUAUUUUUUGAGAUUCUUUGCCUUGAUGACAGCUUUGCACACUGUUGGAAUUCUCUCAACCAGCUUCAUGAGGAAUCCUUUUCCAACAGUCUUGAAGGAGUUCCCACAUAUGCUGAGCACUUGUUGGCUGCUUUUCCUUCACUCUGCCGUCCAACUCAUCCCAAACCAUCUCAAUUGGGUUGAGGUCGGGUGAUUGUGGAGACCAGGUCAUCUGAUGCAGCACUCCAUCACUCUCCUUCUUGGUUAAAUAGCCCUUACACAGCCUGGAGGUCUGUUGGGUCAUUGUCUUAUUGAAAAACUAAUAAUAGUCCCACUAAGCGCAAACCAGAUGGGAUGGCGUAAUCGCUGCAGAAUGCUGUGGUAGCCAUGCUGGUUAAGUGUGCCUUGAAUUCUAAAUAAAUCACAGACAGUGUCACCAGCAAAGCAUCCCCACACCAUAACACCUCCUCCUCCAUGCUUUACGGUAGAAACCACACAUGCUGAAAUCAUCCGUUCACCUUCUCUGCGUCUCACAAAGACACACGGUUGGAACCAAAAAUCUCAAAUUUGGUCUAAUGUCCAUUGCUCGUGUUUCUUGGCCCAAGCAAGUCUCUUCUUCUUAUUGGUGUCCUUUAGCAGUGGUUUCUUUGCAGCAAUUCAACCAUGAAGGCCUGAUUCACGCAGUCUCUUCUGAACAGUUGAUGUUGAGAUGUGUCUGUGACUUGAACUCUGAAGUAUUUAUUUGGGCUGCAAUUUCUGAGGCUGGUAACUCUAAUGAACUUAUCCUCUGCAGCAGAGGUAACUCUGGGUCUUCCUUUCCUGUGGCGGUCCUCAUGAGAGCCAGUUUCAUCAUAGCGCUUGAUGUUUUUUUUUUUUUUUUUUUUUUUUUCACCUUUAUUUAACCAGGUAAACCAGUUGAGAACAGGUUCUCAUUUACAACUGCGACCUGACCAAGAUAAAGCAAAGCAGUGCAAUAAAAACAACACAGAGUUACAUAUGGGGUAAAAAAACAUAAAGUCAAAAAUACAACAGAAAAUAUAUAUACAGUGUGUGCAAAUGUAGCAAGUUAUGGAGGUAAGGCAAUAAAUAGGCUAUAGUGCAGAAUAAUUACAAUAGUAUUAACACUGGAAUGCUAGAUGUGCAAGAGAUUAUGUGCAAAUAGAGAUACUGGGGUGCAAAAGAGCAAAAUAAAUAACAAUAUAGGGAUGAGGUAGUUGGGUGGGCUAAUUUCAGAUGGGCUGUGUACAGGUGCAAUGAUCGGUAAGGUGCUCUGACAACUGAUGCUUAAAGUUAUUGAGGGAGAUAAGAGUCUCCAGCUUCAUAGAUUUUUGCAAUUCGUUCCAGUCAUUGGCAGCAGAGAACUGGAAGGAAUGGCGGCCAAAGGAGGUGUUGGCUUUGGGAAUGACCAGUGAGAUAUACCUGCUGGAGCGCAGGAGCUAAGAUAAGGCGGGGAUUUGCCUAGCAGUGAUUUAUAGAUGGCCUGGAGCCAGUGGGUUUGACGACGAACAUGUAGUGAGGACCAGCCAACAAGAGCGUACAGGUCACAGUGGUGGGUAGUGUAUGGGGCUUUGGAGACAAAACGGAUGGCACUGUGAUAGACUACAUCCAAUUUGCUGAGUAGAGUGUUGGAGGCUAUUUUGUAAAUGACAUCGCCGAAGUCAAGGAUCGGUAGGAUAGUCAGUUUUACGAGGGCAUGUUUGGCAGCAUGAGUGAAGGAGGCUUUGUUGCGAAAUAGGAAGCGAUUCUAGAUUUAACUUUGGAUUGGAGAUUCUUUAUGCGAGUCUGGAAGUUGAGUUUACAGUCUAACCAGACAACGACUGCACAUGAAGAAACUUUAAAAGUUCUUGAAAUUUUCCAGAUUUACUGACUUUCAUGCCAUAAAGUAAUGAUGGACUGUCAUUUCUCUUUGCUUAUUUGAGCUGUUCUUGCCAUAAUAUGGACUUGGUAUUUUACCAAAUAGGGCUAUCUUCUGUACACCACCCCUAACUUGUCACAACACAACUGAUUGGCUCAAACGCAUUAAGAAGGAAAGAAAUUCCACAAAUUAACUUUUAACUAGGCACAUCUCAUGAAGCUGGUUGAGAGAAUGCCAAGAGUGUGCAAAGCUGUCAUCAAGGCAAAAGGUGGCUACUUUAAAGAAUCUCAAAUAUAAAAUAUAUUUUGAUUUUAACCCUUUUUUGGUUACUACAUGAUUCCGUAUGUGUUAUUUCAUAGUUUUGAUGUCUUCACUAUGAUUCUACAAUGUAGAAAAUAGUAAGAAAUAAAGAAAAACCCCUGAAUGAGUAGGUGUGUCCAAACUUUUGACUGGUACUGUACAUGAUCACUAGAAUGUUGGGAAUAGUAUUCAAAUGAUUGAUUGGGUAGUUUAAACCGGUCUGCCAUUGUCGUAAAGUAGUCACGGGUAGUCUCUUAAAUUUCUUGUAACACAUGAUUCACAUACAGUUUGUAUCUAAGUUGACAUGGCUUUAAAUAAUUCCAAUGGAGCUGAUAAACUAGAUUGAGGAGGUAGGUAUUAGAUCCUGACUGUGUGCGUGCGCGUAUACACGUUCUUGCUGCACGUGCGCCAAUGCGAUUAUGAUCCACAGUUGUGUGGAUAUAGCCAGCCCAACACGGACCUCAAAGGGGAACCAGAAAGAAAUGAUGGGGUAUUAGCAAUCAGUUCCAAUUUGUAGGUCAGGAGUAAAUUAAAAAAAUUAGCCCGUGGAGAUUUGAGUCGUGUGUAGCUGAACGCUCACUUGGGGGGCGGGAGUUCCUGCUGAGGAGAGGAGGGAAAAGACAAAUAGAAAAACACUCCUCUGUUUGUGAAUGAACUGUGUCCAGACUCCACUCCAGAGAUAAGGCACUUUGACCAUUGUAUACAUAGUAUUUGUAAGGCAACAAACAAUCAAUAUUACGACAGUGGAUGAUGAUUCAGGAUUUUGGGUUAUAUCCAGUAAAGUGAUGUACUGAACACUUUUGAAAUGCAAAGCAUGUUCUUGGGGUUCAAUGGUUUGUAAUAUAACCAGUUGUUAAACCACAGAAAAUAUUUAUUUUGGCACAUUGAGCAUGGAUGUGUAGGUUAUUUACAUGAAUCUGCGGUUGAGUGUAUGCCCUAUUAUUGGGGGGAAGGGACACGCACGCCAGCACACACACCCACACAAAGAUCCCCAUUAAUUAUGAUAACCUUGUUAGUUCAGGUCUGUUAUAUGCAGAAAUCGCUCCACCAUUUCCUGGUUGCAAAAAUUAUAAAAGUUAGCGUAAUUUCAGUUUACAGUUGAAGUCGGAAGUUUACAUACACCUUAGCCAAAUGCAUUUAAACUCAGUUUUUCACAAUUCCUGACAUUUAAUCCUAGUAAAAAUGCACUGUCUUAGGUCAGUUAGGAUCACCACUUUAUUUUAAGAAUGUGAAAUUUCAGAAUAAUUGUAGAGUGAUUUUAUUUCAGCUUUUAUUUCUUUCAUCACAUUCCCAGUUGGUCAGAAGUUUACAUACACUCAAUUAGUAUUUGGUAGCAUUGCCUUUAAAUUGUUUAACUUGGGUCAAAUGUUUCGGGUAGCCUUCCACAAGCUUCCCACAAUAAGUUGGGUGAAUUUUGGCCCAUUCCUCCUGACAGAGCUGGUGUAACUGAGUCAGGUUUGUAGGCCUCCUUGCUCGCACACGCUUUUUCAGUUCUGCCCACAGAUUUCCUAUAGGAUUGAGGUCAGGGCUUUGUGAUGGCAACUCCAAUACCUUGACUUUGUUGUCCUUAAGCCAUUUUGCCACAACUUUGGAAGUAUGCUUGGGGUCAUUGUCCAUUUGGAAGACCCAUUUGCGACCAAGCUUUAACUUCCUGACUGAUGUCUUGAGAUGUUGCUUCAAUAUAUCCACAUAAUUUUCCUUCCUCAUGAUGCCAUCUAUUUUGUGAAGUGCACCAGUCCCUCCUGCAGCAAAGCACCCCCACAGCAUGAUGUUGCCACCCCGUGCUUCACAGUUGGGAUGGUGUUCUUCGGCUUGCAAGCCACCCCCUUUUUCCUCCAAACAUAACGAUGGUCAUUAUGGCCAAACAGUUCUAUUUUCGUUUCAUCAGACCAGAGGACAUUUCUCCAAAAAGUACGAUCUUUGUCCCCAUGUGCAGUUGCAAACCGUAGUCUUGCUUUGCUGUUGUUCUGGGAUUGAUUUGCACUUUUCGCACGAAAGUACGUUCAUCUCUAGGAGACAGAAUGCGUCUCCUUCCUGAGCAGUAUAAUGGCUGGGUGGUCCCAUGGUGUUUAUACUUGCGUACUAUUGUUUGUACAGAUGAACGUGGUACCUUCAGGCGUUUGGAAAUUGCUCCCAAGGAUGAACCAGACUUGUGGAGGUCUUCAAUUUUUUUCCUGAGGUCUUGGCUGAUUUCUUUUGAUUUUUCCCAUGAUGUCAAGUAAAGAGGCAAUGAGUUUGAAUUUAGGUCUUGAAAUACAUCCACAGGUACACCUCCAAUUGACUCAAAUGAUGUCAAUAAGCCUAUCAGAAGCUUCUAAAGCCCUGACAUCAUUUUCUGGAAUUUUCCAAGCUGUUUAAAGGCACAGUCAACUUAGUGUAUGUAAACUUCUGACCCACUGGAAUUGUGAUACAGUGAAUUAUAAGUGAAAUAAUCUGUCUGUAAGCAUUUGUUGGAAAAAUUACUUGUGUCAUGCACAAAGUAGAUGUCCUAACCGACUUGCCAAAACUGUAGUUUGUUAACAAGAAAUUUGUGGAGUGGUUGAAAAACGAGCUUCAAUGACUCCAACAUAAGUGUAUGUAAACUUCCGACUUCAACUGUAUGUGAUAAAACAAGCAAUGCAUAGUGUAGAGAGUCAUUUUACCAUCUAAACUGCUGUGAAAUAUUCUUUCAAUAACCAAAAAUAUUGUAUUUUCAGCUGUUUGAAGCUGGUGUACAAAACCGAAAGUUAAAAAAGCACAAGAAUGGGAAGCAUAGAAAUAGUGCACAUAGAACAGAUCUACCACUUCUUAGACUUGCUUUCAGUGAGAAUGACAGAUCGAUAACGGGUCACCCAAAACGUUACAUAUUGCAGCUUUAAGUAGAGGCCAGUUUUAGUGCAUGCCUUUCUGUUUCAAUUAUUGACCCUGUUACCUUUUAUGCUUUUUGAGCACAAGUGAUACUUAGGGUCAUUUUAUAUACAUUAUUGGACAAACAAAUUAUACAAAUGUGCAUAUUUCUUUGCUUAUCUAGCAUCGUAAUGAUCCUGCAUAACAAAUUUGACAAAUUGCAUUAGCCUACUUCCUGAUAUGAGAUUCAGUCUAUGUAGAUUAUUGUCAUAGGUAGGUAUAUUAUGUUAGGUACAGUGAGGGAAAAAAGUAUUUGAUCCCCUGCUGAUUUUGUACGUUUGCCCACUGACAAAGAAAUUAUCAAUCUAUAAUUUUAAUGGUAGGUUUAUUUGAACAGUGAGAGACAGAAUAACAACAAAUAAUCCAGAAAAACGCAUGUCAAAAAUGUUAUAAAUUGAUUUGCGUUUUAAUGAGGGAAAUAAGUAUUUGACCCCACUCUCAAUCAGAAAGAUUUCUGGCUCCCAGGUGUCUUUUAUACAGGUAACGAGCUGAGAUUAGGAGCACACUCUUAAAGGGAGUGCUCCUAAUCUCAGUUUGUUACCUGUAUAAAAGACACCUGUCCACAGAAGCAAUCAAUCAAUCAGAUUCCAAACUCUCCACCAUGGCCAAGACCAAAGAGCUCUCCAAGGAUGUCAGGGACAAGAUUGUAGAACUACACAAGACUGGAAUGGGCUACAAGACCAUCGCCAAGCAGCUUUGUGAGAAGGUGACAACAGUUGGUGCUAUUAUUCGCAAAUGGAAGAAACACAAAAUAACUGUCAAUCUCCCUCGGCUUGGGGCUCCAUGCAAGAUUUCACCUCGUGGAGUUGCAAUGAUCAUGAGAACGGUGAGGAAUCAGCCCAGAACUACAUGGGAGGAUCUUGUCAAUGAUCUCAAGGCAGCUGGGACCAUAGUCACCAAGAAAACAAUUGGUAACACACUACGCCGUGAAGGACUGAAAUCCUGCAGCGCCCGCAAGGUCCCCCUGCUCAAGAAAGCACAUAUACAGGGCCGUCUGAAGUUUGCCAAUGAACAUCUGAAUGAUUCAGAGGAGAACUGGGUGAAAGUGUUGUGGUCAGAUGAGACCAAAAUCGAGCUCUUUGGCAUCAACUCAACUCGCCGUGUUUGGAGGAGGAGGAAUGCUGCCUAUGACCCCAAGAACACCAUCCCCACCGUCAAACAUGGAAGUGGAAACAUUAUGCUUUGGGGGUGUUUUUCUGCUAAGGGGACAGGACAACUUCACCGCAUCAAAGGGAUGAUGUACCGUCAAAUCUUGGGUGAGAACCUCCUUCCCUCAGCCAGGGCAUUGAAAAUAGGUCAUGGAUGGGUAUUCCAGCAUGACAAUGACCCAAAACACACGGCCAAAGCAACAAAGGAGUGGCUCAAGAAGAAGCACAUUAAGGUCCUGGAGUGGCCUAGCCAGUCUCCAGACCUUAAUCCCAUAGAAAAUCUGAGGAGGGAGCUGAAGGUUCGAGUUGCCAAACGUCAAUCUCGAAACCUUAAUGACUUGGAGAAGAUCUGCAAAGAGGAGUGGGAACAAAAUCCCUCCUGAGAUGUGUGCAAACCUGGUGGCCAACUACAAGAAACGUCUGAUCUCUUUGAUUGCCAACAAGGGUUUUGCCACCAAGUACUAAGUCAUGGUUUGCAGAGGGGUCAAUACUUAUUUCCCUCAUUAAAAUGCAAAUCAAUUUAUAACAUUUUUGACAUGCGUUUUUCUGGAUUUUUUUGUUGUUAUUCUGUCUCUCACUGUUCAAAUAAACCUACCAUUAAAAUUAUAGACUGAUCAUGUCUUUGUCAGUGGGCAAACGUACAAAAUCAGCAGGGGAUUAAAUACUUUUUUCCCCUCACUGUAUAUUACAUGAGGUAUUUUAUGUUGGUGUUGUCCCUUCACCAUAUGUCGUAAUCUAAAACAUAGCCUAUGACUUCAGUAUUAUUCACCAUCCUGCUCCUUCUAUUGUGUAAUAAUUGGCCACUGAGUUAUAGUUAAUAGUCCUUCUGUUACUAUGAGGCCAACAACAACCUUCUGUGUCUCAUUGUAUUCCCUCUCAGCUGUGAAUGAUACUUAACAAUGAACCAGUUACUGUCAUGUGUUUGAUUUGAUUCAGGGCGAUCAGGAAGUUGACCGCUGACCAUGUCGGGACAACCGUUUAACUUCUCAUACGAAAGACAGCACCCUACCCAUGACAAUGUUCCCGAACACUGCCCUGGGGCAUUGGGAUAUUACACACCGACCCUAACCUUGACCUGUUGAACCCUCUAUGUGGCCCCAUAGCUAGCCCCUAAUGAGAGGAGCAGAGGGCUUGGGUCUGUCUAGUAGUGCAGAUAGUGUUCCUGACCUUACUGUGUUGCUCCUCUUCAGGUGGCGCUGGUGCGGUGGACGGAGAGCGUAGGCCUGACUCUGGUGAACAGGGACCUGACCUCCCUGCAGCUGAAGACCCCAGCAGGACAGAUCCUAACCUACAACAUCCUGCAGAUCUUCCCCUUCACCUCCGAGAGCAAGAGGAUGGGCAUCAUCGUCCGGGUAUGGACUUAGUUUUGCUGACCAUUACAUGUGUGGUAACAAUGUGUGUGUGUGUGCGUUAGUCAGACCUGGGUUUAAAUACUAUUUGAAAUCAUUUAAAAUACUUAAGCUGUGCUUGAUUGAGCUUUCCUGUUGCAAUGGAACCAAUAGAAAAGUCAGAAAGGUGCAAACCCCAUCUAGGCAGGUUAACACAAACAUUCAAUGCAUUUGAAAGAUUUGAAAGUAGUAUUUGAAUUCAGGUCUGGUGUUAGUAUGAUAUGGCACUGAAAUGCUUUUUAUAUGAUUAUACAUCUAUAAUUUUGUUCAUAUUUUGAUCUAGGAGGAGACCACAGGUGACAUCACAUUUUAUAUGAAGGGCGCUGAUGUUGCCAUGGCGUGUAUCUUGCAGUACAAUGAUUGGCUGGAGGAGGAG